Molecule: messenger RNA, 996 nt
Organism: Setaria italica (foxtail millet)
Lineage: Eukaryota; Viridiplantae; Streptophyta; Magnoliopsida; Poales; Poaceae
Product: V-type proton ATPase 16 kDa proteolipid subunit-like
Exons: 2
Coding region: 340-840 (166 amino acids)
Biological process (GO): proton transmembrane transport
Cellular component (GO): proton-transporting V-type ATPase, V0 domain
Molecular function (GO): proton-transporting ATPase activity, rotational mechanism
Source: RefSeq, a predicted model, not a curated record
GCAUACAGGGACGAACUGGAGUCAGGUACGUUCGAGAAAGCGCAAUCCUGCACGCAUUAUGUGUAAGUAUUGUAUUCUGAAAUUAGUUUGGAAGAAAAAAGAUAUUUUUUGAAAUGAUUUUGAACGGGACUCCAAGCAAAUUAAAACCUGAUCACAACGGCAAAGCUUUUGGUUCUGGUUGCGGACUUGUGGUUGGUUGGGUUAAGCACCGGCCCUGCCCUCCCCCCGGGACGAUUCAUAAACUCCUCUGCUUCCCCUGCCCCCGGCCCUCGCCGCGCGUGCUUCCCUGAUCUCAACGCCGUCUCCGUCGUGUCGCCUGCCGCACCAAGCCAGCCCACAAUGUCGUCCGUCAUGUUCAACGGCGACGAGGUCGCCCCCUUCUUCGGCUUCAUCGGCGCCGCCUCCGCGCUCGUCUUCUCCUGCAUGGGCGCGGCGUACGGCACGGCGAAGAGCGGCGUCGGCGUGGCGCACAUGGGCGUGAUGCGGCCGGAGCUGGUGACCAAGUCCAUCGUCCCCGUCGUCAUGGCCGGGGUGCUCGGCAUCUACGGCCUCAUCGUCGCCGUCAUCAUCUCCUCCGGGAUCAACCCUGUCGCCAAGCCCUACUACCUCUUCGACGGCUUCGCCCACCUCGCCGCCGGCCUCUCCUGCGGCGUCUCGGGGCUCGCCGCCGGCAUGGCCAUCGGCAUCGUCGGCGACGCGGGGGUCAGGGCCAACGCGCAGCAGCCCAAGCUGUUCGUCGGCAUGAUCCUCAUGCUCAUCUUCGCCGAAGCGCUCGCACUCUACGGGCUCAUCAUCGGCAUCAUCCUCUGCACGCGUGCGGGACAGUCCCGGGCAGAUUAAUUUGUUAAUUAGAGGCACAUCUUCUUGGCAUCUUCGCUGUAAUUAGUUACUACAGUAGUAUCAUCUAGUACUAGGUAGGUUUGUGAUUUUGAUGGUACCCUUUGUAUCAAAUUGUUUUUUUGCGGAUAAACCCACUAAAAAUGCAGGGAUGAUUUU